AUUAGGGGGAGUAUUAGUGUCCCAUCAUUGGUAUUCUUGGGAGGAACACUUCCCCAUUAUUGGUGUCAGUGGGAGAAAUGGUGCCCUAUUGUUGGUGUUACUUGGCAGAAUGGUGUGUCUUCAUUAGUGUCAGUAGGAGGAGUAGUGCCUCAUCAUUGGUAUCAGUGGGAGGAAUCAUGCCCCAUCAUUGGUGUCAGUGGGAGGAAUAGCACCCCAUCAUUGG
Molecule: messenger RNA, 223 nt
Organism: Staurois parvus
Lineage: Eukaryota; Metazoa; Chordata; Amphibia; Anura; Ranidae
Source: the annotation of a GenBank genome assembly